Molecule: messenger RNA, 5382 nt
Organism: Erinaceus europaeus (western European hedgehog)
Lineage: Eukaryota; Metazoa; Chordata; Mammalia; Eulipotyphla; Erinaceidae
Gene: ZBTB11
Product: zinc finger and BTB domain containing 11
Exons: 12
Coding region: 619-3765 (1048 amino acids)
Biological process (GO): negative regulation of transcription by RNA polymerase II; regulation of cytokine production; regulation of immune system process
Molecular function (GO): protein binding
Source: RefSeq, a predicted model, not a curated record
GGCCACCCGACUACUUGACAUCUUAGGAUACCUGAGACUGGACUCCUACAUCUACUAGCACCUACACGUGUUCAGAAGAAGAGAAAGAAUAGGAAAGAGAAAAGGGAUGUGCCAGGACUUAAGAUGUCUUCGCAACGCUCUUCCAAUCUCUUCGGAGGGUGUACCCGCUUCCAAAAUGUCGCCUGCAGUCUUGACGUCACGCGGUUGGCUUCAGAAAGGCAGAAAGACAGCGCGCUCCAAUCAGGGCUCAGGCGCUGCACCCACUGCCCUCGAUUCACGUCACUUCCGGUGGUGCAGCAGCCAUUUUGUCAGUCGCCAGCGGAUCCCGCGCGCUGCAGAAGUGCAGUUCCCCCGGGUUACCAAGUCGUCCGUUCUCCCUUUCACGCUGCGGGAACCGAACGGAGAGCGCUCAUCACCGGCACAGCCGUUCUUCUCUACCGUGGCGCAGCUGCUGUUGCACCCGCCGGGAGUCAGUGCGCUGUCCUCCUCCCCCGACCCCCCCCCGACAGGCCCUCCUCCGGGAGCCGCCGUCAGCGAUGUCAAGCGAGGAGAGCUACCGGGCCAUCCUGCGCUACCUGACAAACGAGCGCGAGCCGUACGCGCCGGGCACCGAGGGCAAUGUCAAGCGGAAGAUCCGCAAGGCGGCCGCCUGCUACGUGGUGCGCGGCGGCACCCUGUAUUACCAGCGGCGGCAGCGGCACCGCAAGACCUUCGCGGAGCUGGAGGUGGUGCUGCAGCCCGAGCGCCGCCAGGGACUCAUCGAGGCGGCCCACCUGGGCCCCGGCGGCACCCACCACACCCGGCAUCAGACCUGGCACGAUCUUUCCAAGACGUACUGGUGGCGAGGUGGGGCUCGAACCGGCGUCCUUGGUCAUUGCAACAUGUGCACCCAACCAGGUGCGCCACCACCUGGCCCAAGGCAUAUUAAAACAAGUUAAAGAUUAUAUUAAACAGUGUAGCAAAUGCCAGGAGAAACUGGAUCGCUCCCGUCCAAUAUCAGACACUUCAGAAAUGCUGGAAGAAUUGGGACUGGACCUGGAAUCUGGAGAAGAAAGUAAUGAGUCAGAAGAUGACCUCAGUAAUUUUACUUCACCUCCAACUGCAGCCUCUAGGACUACAAAAAGGAAGCCAGUAUCCAAGCAUGAGCUUGUAUUUGUGGACACAAAAGGAGUGGUGAAACGAACAUCUCCAAAACAUUGUCAGGCUGUUUUAAAACAGCUGAAUGAACAGAGGCUCUCCAACCAGUUCUGUGAUGUUACUUUGUUAAUUGAAGGAGAAGAGUACAAAGCUCAUAAAUCUGUUUUGUCAGCUAAUAGUGAAUAUUUCCGGGAUCUUUUUAUUGAGAAAGGAGCUGUUUCCAGUCAUGAGGCAGUGGUUGAUCUUUCUGGUUUUUGUAAGGCAAGUUUCCUUCCCUUGCUGGAAUUUGCCUAUACUUCUGUGCUAAGUUUUGACUUCUGUAGCAUGGCUGAUGUAGCUAUCUUGGCUCGUCAUCUCUUUAUGUCAGAAGUUUUAGAAAUCUGUGAAAGUGUACAUAAACUAAUGGAAGAAAAGCAGCUAACUGUAUAUAAGAAGGGUGAAGUACAAACAGUUGCAUCUACCCAGGACUUACCAAAACAGAAUGGAAGUGCGGUGGCACCUGCUAUAGCUACCAGUGAAGGAGCUGCAGCAGCUCUGGCUCCUGAACUUGGAGACUGUGAGCUUGUAUUGCUGGUAAAUGGAGAAUUGCCAGAGGCUGAACAGAAUGGUGAGCCAGUGCAACAGCCUGAGCCCCAGGUUUCUUCAGAGACUGUAACUGCUCUGCCACCAGUAGAAUAUGUACCUGAUUCACACCCUGAAGUGGAGUCUAUGGAUUUAAUUACAAAAACCAAACAGACAGAGCUAGAAACUUCCAGCAGCAGAGAAGAUGGCACAGAUUCUACUAUUCAUUCUAAACUUCCAAAAGAGACUAUAGUUAGUUGCUCUCUAGAAGACAUUGAUAUGGGAAAUAAUCCAUCAACUGAAGAUCACGGUACUGAAGACAUUCCCGAUCAGAUGCAGCAUGUUGACCAGUCUCUAAAAGAUGAGGGACAUGCAGUGGUACCAACAUCAGAAACAGAUACAGGUCCUGAUGAUGAUACUUACAGAAGCAGACUUCGCCAGCGUUCUGUUAAUGAAGGGGGGUAUAUUCGACUACACAAAGGAAUGGAGAAAAGAAUGCAGAAACGGAAAGCCAUUCCCAAAUCAGCAGUUCAACAGGUGGCUCAGAAAUUGGUUCAGAAAGGAAAAAAAAUGAAGCAGCCAAAAAGAGAUGCAAAAGAGAAUACCGAAGAAGCAUCCCAUAAGUGUGGAGAAUGUGGAAUGGUUUUUCAGAGACGGUAUGCUCUUAUAACACAUACACUGAAACAUGAAAGAGCUAGAGACUACAAAUGCCCAUUGUGUAAGAAGCAGUUUCAGUACAGUGCCUCCUUGCGAGCCCACCUUAUUCGACAUACCAAAAAAGAUGCACCUGCUCCAUCCUCCUCCAAUUCUAAUGAGGCAUCAGGAUCAUCUGAGAAAGGCAGAACAAAGCGAGAAUUUAUAUGCUCUAUAUGUGGGAGGACAUUACCUAAAUUAUAUUCUCUUCGAAUACAUAUGUUGAAGCACACUGGUGUGAAGCCACAUGCAUGCCAGGUCUGUGGAAAGACUUUCAUAUACAAACAUGGUCUAAAAUUACACCAGAGUCUUCAUGAGUCACAAAAGCAGUUCCAAUGUGAAAUAUGUGUUAAGUCAUUUGUCACUCAGAGGAGUCUUCAAGAACAUAUGAGUAUUCACACAGGAGAGUCCAAGUACCUUUGCUCAGUUUGUGGGAAGUCUUUCCACAGGGGCUCUGGUCUCAGUAAGCACCUAAAGAAACAUCAGCCAAAGCCUGAGGUUCGAGGCUAUCAUUGCACUCAAUGUGAAAAAAGUUUCUUUGAAGCUAGAGAUCUUCGCCAGCACAUGAACAAACAUCUUGGUGUGAAGCCAUUUCAGUGCCAAUUUUGUGGAAAGUGCUAUAGUUGGAAGAAAGAUUGGUAUUCCCAUGUGAAGUCUCAUUCUGUCACUGAGCCUUACAGGUGUAACAUAUGUGGCAAAGAAUUUUAUGAAAAAGCAUUAUUUAGAAGGCAUGUAAAGAAAGCUACUCAUGGGAAAAAAGGAAGAGCAAAGCAAAACUUGGAGCGGGUAUGUGAGCAGUGUGGAAGGAAAUUCACUCAGCUAAGAGAAUAUAGAAGACACAUGAACAACCAUGGAGGUGUUAAGCCGUUUGAAUGCUUAACAUGUGGAGUAGCUUGGGCUGAUGCUCGAUCCUUAAAGCGCCAUGUCAGAACGCAUACUGGUGAACGCCCCUAUGUCUGUCCGGUAUGUAGCGAAGCCUACAUAGAUGCUCGAACACUGCGUAAACAUAUGACUAAGUUCCACCGAGAUUAUGUGCCUUGCAAGAUUAUGCUUCAAAAAGACACCCUUCAGUUUCAUGACCAAGGAACUCAAGUGGAACAUGCUGUUAGUAUCUUAACAGCAGACAUGCAGGAACCAGAGCGCAGUGGUCGUCAAGAAAUUGAGACUGUGGUAGUGACAGGGGAAACUAUAGAAGCUCUGGAAGCUGUUGCAGCUACUGAAGAGUGUCCAUUGGUAUCUACACUUUCUGACCAAAGUAUUAUGCAAGUGGUUAACUAUGUAUUGGCACAACAGCAAGGACAGAAGUUAUCCGAAGUUGCAGAAGCUAUUCAAACGGUUGAAGUAGAAGUGGCACAUAUUUCAGAAGCAGAAUGAAUAUGUAAAUGGAGAUUUUAAAAAGUGAUAUCUAAUGUAUACAGAACUUACAGAACGUUUGUUUACAUUACUAUGUGACUGUGCUCAGAGUUUGUAUGUCAGGGCUCUGGGCUAUUUGGUGUUAUUUAACAUUCCUAAACGGUUUGUCAAGCUAAUGGGUUCUACAAAAAAAGUUCAUUUACUAUAAAGAAUUUGAAGAAAGAAAAAAAAAACCCAAAUCUUUUGAUGGCAGUGGCUUAUCAUGGUUUUAAUGAAUUAUUGACAUUUAUAAAGAACCAUAGUAAAUUGAAAACUUGUCGGUUUCAUUUGCAUUUUGACAUUUAAUGUUUUGAGUUUAAAGUACCAUACCACUUUGUUUUUUCUCAAACACAGAGAUUCUGUGAUUUAAUUGCCACUUCAUGAAUUAAAAAGAAAAUUCUAAUAUAAAAUAUAUAGUAGGAUGCAUAGGUAUAUAACAUUUUUUAAAUGCUUCAAAUCUGUGAUUCUUGGCUUACUAUUUAUUAUAGCCCUUUAAGUCAGGGAUUCUUCAAUUUAAAGCACUUAAUGAGUUACAUCUUGUAAUCAAGUUUGCACUGUAUACUUACCUAUAUGAUGAACCUUUAAACGAGUAGCUGGUUUUUUAAUGCUUUAAAAUGCAUGAAAUGCCUAUUAAAGUCUUAUUAUACUAUCUCUUCAAGGCUAGCAAAUUGACUGUAAGCAAAAGGAGUUACUAACUACUGUUGAUGGGAACUUUCUCUUUGAUAAGAGGACCAUAAAUUUAAAAAUCAUAAUUUUGCUGGAAAAAAAUGAACAAGUUAAAGCCAGGUUUGGCAUGUUUGCAAAUUUUGUAUCAUGUUUAAUUGUUCAGUUUUGUUGAAAACUGCAGUUUAUUAGUAGGGUAGCAAUAUAGACAGACAUCCAUGGUGGUCCUGUGGAUGCCCUGUAGUGGUAAUUUUGGAAUAUUGAAUUAUUUAAUUCACCCCUCAUUAUAGUGCAUUAAAUAGAUUAUGGCCCACCAGAUUGUUCAAAGUACAGUAUUUUUAAGUUUACCUGAAAAUGAAAUUAAUUUUAUUGUGUUGAUUUUUGAAGUCCCACUUCUUAAAAAAGUUAACCAGUUUUCUGAUUUUCACAGUAACCAUGGGAGAUGCAGCACUUCUCUGGGGAACGAUCACUCAAACUAUAAUUGCUAAAAUUAAACCUUUAACUAUUAGAAGAUAUUAUAAUGUGUAAAAUGAAGAUAUUAGUAAAUCACUAUAAAGCACAAGAAAAGAAUGUGCCUUGAUGUACAUAUAUUAAGUUGCUAAUUCCAGUUUACUUUAAAAAUGGCCUAAAAGAUAAAGAAUGAAUGAGAUGCCAUGCAUGCGUUAUACCUGCAUAUGUAAUAUUUGCAUUUGCAAAUUUUCUAUUUCAAUAGCUAUGUGGCUGACUUUUGAUUUUAAAUAUUGACAUACAGUCUAUAAUGGCUGUUUAUUUAUAGUAUUUUCAGUUAGUGAAAAUGUAUUUCAGUCUCAUGAAAGUUUGGAAUUGUGUCUUAUGUUUGUUACAGUCUCCACUGUUAGAUUUAAGUAGUUGCAUAAGAACAUUGAUGUGUGUCAUAAUAUGUAAAUAAAAGAUGUUGAAUCUUGUUUAAAAGCUUAA